This is a messenger RNA of Cajanus cajan (pigeon pea), 1664 nucleotides long. RefSeq lists its product as hypothetical. NCBI's taxonomy places the organism in Eukaryota, Viridiplantae, Streptophyta, Magnoliopsida, Fabales, Fabaceae. The record is from RefSeq and is a predicted model, not a curated record.
AUAAUAUUCAACCUUCUAAAAAAAAGCCAUGUCGAGUUCUCGUGGGCAAUUCAAGCCAAAGAAAAAUCUACCCAUUGAAACCACAUUUAAGCUUCCUGCGGAUAUCCCUGUUUGGCCACCAGGUAAUGGAUUUGCAACCGGCAUCAUUGACCUUGGUGGUGGGUUGCUAGUGUCACAAAUAACAACAUUCAACAAAGUUUGGACAACCUAUGAAGGUGGACACAAUAAUCUUGGUGUCACUUUUUUUGAACCAACAGGUCUAUCUGAAGGGUUCUUUAUGCUGGGAUAUUACUGCCAACCCAACAACAAACCUCUUCAUGGUUGGGUUCUUGUGGGGAAAGAUAACUCAUCAACCGCCAAUAGAGCUUUAGCCAUACCACUUGAUUACAAAUUGGUAUGGAACACUCGGUCUCUAAAAAUAAAGCAAGAUGGAGAAGGCUAUAUUUGGUUACCAAUAGCCCCUGAAGGGUACAAACCUGUGGGCCAUGUUGUCACCACCUCACAAGAGAAACCUUCCCUUGACAAAAUAAGGUGUGUUAGAUCAGACCUCACUGAUGAAUGCACAACACACCAUUCAAUGAAGCUUUGGAGAAUAGACAACAAGAGGUUCAAUGUGUAUGAUGUUAGACCAAUAAAGAGAGGGGUUGAAGCUCAAGGGGUUAGUGUAGGAACCUUUGUAGCACAAAGUGGAGGGACAAAUUCCAAAGCUUUACCUAUUGUUUGUUUGAAAAACACCAAGGGUGGAUUUCCCUCCAUGCCUAAUUUAUCACAAGUUAAGGCAUUUAUCAAGGCUUAUUCUCCAUAUAUGUAUUUGCAUCCCAUGGAAGAGUACCUCCCUUCCUCUGUGGAAUGGUUUUUCACCAAUGGGGCAUUAGUUUUGGAGAAAAGUAGAAAGGGUGACAUCAAAGAGAGUUCAAUAGAACCAAGAGGCUCUAACCUUCCACAAGGUGGUUCUAAUAUUGAUGAUGUUGUUACCCAUUGGUUGGACUUGCCUAUGGAUGAAACCAAGAGAGUUAGAGUCAAAAAAGGAGAUUUAACAAGUGCACAAGCUUAUGUUCAUGUUAAGCCCAUGCUAGGGGGGACUUUUAGUGACAUUGUCAUGUGGGUUUUCUAUCCAUUUAAUGGGGGUGCAAGGGCAAAAGUGGCAUGCACCAACAUUCCACUGAGGACCAAAGGGGAACAUGUGGGGGAUUGGGAGCAUGUGACACUAAGGGUGAGCAACUUCAAUGGAGAAUUGUGGAGGGUUUACUUGUCACAACAUAGUAGGGGUCAAUGGGUGGAUGCCUCUGAGGUUGAGUUCCAAAAUGGUAAUAGACCUGUGGUUUAUUCUUCCUUGCAUGGCCAUGCUUUGUUCCCAAAACCUGGGCUUGUAAUGCAAGGAGUGAGAGGAUUGGGCAUAAGGAAUGAUGCAGAUAAAAGUGAGAAGGUCAUGGAUAUGGCAAAAGGGUUUGAAAUAGUUGGAGCUGAAUAUUUGGGGUCACAAAUUAGAGAGCCACCUUGGUUGAAUUAUUGGAUGAAUUGGGGCCCCAAGAAUGGGCCCAAGGGCCCAAAGCAAAAGGAUAGCUGGAAAGGAGAUGAACGAUGACUCAUUUUUACACUUGUAUUCUACACUUUUCUUCUAUAAUGUUUCUUUAAAAAAAAAAAAAUAAGAGAGAGAAGAAGAA